Amphimedon queenslandica is the source of this 729-nucleotide messenger RNA. RefSeq lists its product as uncharacterized. The coding region runs from base 1 to 729 and encodes 242 amino acids. The transcript has 2 exons. The record is from RefSeq and is a predicted model, not a curated record. Lineage: Eukaryota; Metazoa; Porifera; Demospongiae; Haplosclerida; Niphatidae.
AUGGAGAAUGCUAUAGCCAAGUUGCUGUCUCAACAUGACCCGCCUGUUGUCUCUCCAAUAAUCCUCAAGACGCCUGUUACAUCUUGUUGGGCGAUUCCUAAAACUAGCGAGCAACUUCAGGAUGUGAGGAUGGAAGGGGUACCUAGACAAACAAGAAAGCAAACGAGCUGGUGUAUGAGCGUGUGGAGUCAAUGGUCUGAUUAUAGGAAAGCUAAUUUUAUUGAGGAAUCUGAAGGAGGCUUUGCUUUAUCAGCUCGUUUGAUUGAUAUAUCUGUGGAACCUAGACUUGAAGAGUACAGGAAGUAUGUUGUGAAGCAAUCUGAACCCAUUAUGAUGGAGAUUGAAAACCUUUUAUGGGAGAAAGGUUUCUCAGGUGAUAGUAGCCCACAAGUUUUGGUUGAUACACUUGUUUUCUACAUUGGUCUAUAUUUUGCUUUGCGAAGUGGAAAGAAACAUCGAAGGCUUCGCCAUUCUCCUUCACAGUUGAGUCUUGUUGAGCCACCAACCAGUGUUUCUUAUUCGGUGUACAAGGAGGAUAAGACUAACCAAUGUGGUCUAAAGCAUCGUAAGAAGUCUGCUAAAGAAGUUGUUCAUCAUGCUAAUACAGAUAAUCCUAAUUGUGGUAUUGUACGACAAUACAAGUUGUACAAUGAAAAAUUUCCUCCUGAUAGACCAGCAGAUGCUUUUUAUUUCGGACCAAAAGUGAAUCCAAAGAAUGAUGACGACUGA